This is a messenger RNA of Asterias rubens (European starfish), 4030 nucleotides long. Its product is annotated as peptidyl-prolyl cis-trans isomerase G-like. Gene Ontology annotation, molecular function: peptidyl-prolyl cis-trans isomerase activity. The coding region runs from base 72 to 3647 and encodes 1191 amino acids. The transcript is spliced from 21 exons. Gene Ontology annotation, biological process: protein folding; protein peptidyl-prolyl isomerization. The record is from RefSeq and is a predicted model, not a curated record. Gene Ontology annotation, cellular component: intracellular membrane-bounded organelle. NCBI's taxonomy places the organism in Eukaryota, Metazoa, Echinodermata, Asteroidea, Forcipulatida, Asteriidae.
CGCCCUUUCAACACGCGAAGCUUGCUCUAAAAAUCUGAAUCCCGUGCAACUGUGCGGUGCUUCGAGCCAAGAUGGUGACGUCGUCGACGAAGCAACGAUCGCGGUGCUUCUUUGACAUCACAGUCAAUGGAACUCUCGCUGGAAGGAUUAUCUUUGAGCUGUAUUCUGAGAUCUGCCCCCUGACCUGUGAGAACUUCAGAGCCCUUUGCACUGGAGAAAAGGGCAUCGGCAAGACAACUGAGAAACCCUUGCACUACAAGGGUACGCCGGUUCACAGAGUUGUCAAAGAUUUUAUAAUUCAAGGAGGAGACUUCAGUGCAGGAAAUGGAACAGGGGGCGAGUCUAUCUACGGCGGAACAUUUAGUGAUGAAAAUUUUGAUUUGAAGCAUGACAAGUCAUAUUUGUUAUCCAUGGCCAAUCGUGGCAAAGAUACAAAUGGUUCACAGUUCUUCAUCACGACCAAGCCUGCGCCUCAUCUUGAUGGCAUUCACACUGUGUUUGGCCAGGUGUUACAGGGUGUAGAGGUCGUGCUGGAGAUUGAGAACCAGAGGGUCGAUAACAAAAGCCGCCCCAUGACAGAUGUCCGCGUCUCAAACUGUGGGGAGCUCAUCUUGAAAAUCAAAGCUAAAGAACCCAAACAGAAGAAGAAAGUGGCUUCAUCAUCAGAAGACGAGUCCUCUUCUGAAGAAAGCACCUCCUCUUCAGAAAGCGAAGACGAAAAAGCCAAGAAGAAAAGGAAGAAGAGAGAAAAGAAGGAGAUGAAGAAUUCCAAGAGAGAAGAAAGUGCCAAGGUAGAGAAGAAACAGCCCUCAUUUCAGAGCGAGUUGGCGUCUCACGUCAACAUCAACCCAGAGCAGAUUCCAGACGUUCCAACCAACUCAUUUUUGCUCAGGAGAAGUCCAGAGAAGAAUAAUGGGAAUCAACGCAUGCGUCGGAUGACGAAUCAAGUCAGGACAAAAUCUGGACGCAAGGUUAAAGGGAGAGGGAUGAUGCGUUAUCGAACCCCUUCACGAUCUCGCUCUCGGAGUACAACACCCCCUCACUGGCGGGCCGAGGAGAGGAAGUACAUGGCCGCUGAUCGAUGGCAGCCGCCUGGACGACGGAACAGCUCCCUCGACGCCAAGUGGGAGAGGGGAGCUGACCUACAACCAGCCUCGGGAGAUAACAAACGUGGCAAUCUUCAAUCCAGGCUGGAUCGCUCAGCUGACCGCGCAAACCGUGGCAGCAGAGAUAACGGUCUGGGACGUCAGAGAGAGUUCGGACAGGUAGAGCAGCCAGGAAGAGCGAGAAUGGAGAGAGAGCGGGGGAGACAGGUCCAGGGAAGAAGAGAAAAUGUGGCAGCAGACGCCAAAGCCGACAGGGGUAAAGAGACGGAAAAGGAGAAAAAACACAAGAAAGACAAAGACAAAUCCCAUAAGAAGCACAAGAAACACAAGAAGCACUCGGACAAAGACAAAGGGAAACCGCACAAAAGUGACGCUCUGGACAGGAAGAGAGCGCCCUCUCCCAAGGCUCGCUCUCGCUCCCACUCCCCAUUGACGAGGAAGAACAGGGGUCGAUCUCCAGGGAGGGAGAGGGAUGUGGGCGGGGCAAGCCGGCGUCGCCAUUCGAGCCCCUCCCCGAGGGAUGGCAGACGGAAUGCUUCUAACCGAGAAAUGGGUCUGAAGAAUGAUAACAAAGUUCGUAAAUCCAAGUCCUUGAGCCCUCCGCCGAGUCGCUGGAAGCCGGGCCAGAAACCAUGGAAAUCAACUGAUGACAAACAGGAUUCAGGAAUGAUGAGGGCACAUCGAAUUCCUGCCUUGAGGAGUCCUUCUUCCUCUCCAGCCUCUAGCGUUGGACGACGCUCCCCAUCACCAAUCCAGUUGAGAAGGCAUGGACCCAAUCAGAGUCCAUCCCCCAGACAUCUGAGUCCAUCCCCCAGACAUCUGAGUCCACAACACGACCACAGUCCCUCCAGGUCUCCUCUACCCUUAUCAACAAGCAGACAAACCUGGCCGACCAGCCCAUCCGAACGAGUCAAGCUGGCCACUCUAGCUCCACCAUCCUCCCCUCCUAACGACAAGGGGCGAUCAGGGAAAGAUAAACCCUCUCGCCCGAGCUCAUCCAGCGGGGAAGACUCAUCGGACGAGGAGAGCAGUGACGGGGAGCGGAAACUCAACACCGGGGAUCCGUACUCGACCAAGAAUCGCAAGAAGUACCAGAAGGCGACCGAGCAACGCAAACGGAGCCCUACUCUGAAGGAGCGCUUCCAGUGGCAGCCACCCUCAGAGGACGAGGCAGAAGCCGGGGCAGUGAUAGUUGCAGCUGAGGGGCGGGAACAAAUCAGUCUGGAGAGUGCAACCCAGAAAAACAAGUCUGUUAAAAAUGUGGAACCAAAUCAGGAGAAGUACUCCAGCAGUUCGGAGACCAACGGAACCGAGGAUGAUGACGCAGCAGGCCUGAAGAUGCUGGAGAAGCAACGCACCGACUUGGAGGAACGUCUCGCUGCUCUUACUUCUCAAAAUCGCAAGAUUCAGGAGAUGAUGGGAGGCCCGGGCACAUCCGACGAGGGUAACCCCGAAGGAUCAUCAGAUAAAAAGGCUCAUUCUCCGUCUCGCUCCCAACCCACUGAGAUGCCAGUUUCUUCUGGGAUUUCCUCUCAAACAAAGAAAUCCUCCAGUCCCGAUCGUCGACGAAGCCCUAGAGAAUCUGGCCCAAGUUCUGUGCAGAAGGAACAGCAAUCUGAUGACAGAGACGAAAGACCAUCUCGCAAACGAGGCUACUCUACAAGCAGCAGAAGCAGAAGCCCUCCCAAGCGAAGAGCUCGCAGCCGAAGCGCUUCUCGUAGUCCACCACCAAGACGAGAGAAGAGAGCUAGCAGGUCAGCUUCACCCCCGAUACGGUCUGCCAGGUCACCCAGGAGGUCACCAAGGCGUUCACCAAGACGUUCACCAAGAAGACCUACCAGUUCAAAAGUGCAGAGGGGUUCCCCAAGAAGGUCUCUGAAGCCAUCAAGAAGGCGUUCCAGAUCCUCAUCCGGCAGUAGGUCUCCUCAGAGAUCUCCAAGAAGGGUUGCUCGUCGAUCGCGGACACCAAGACGGUCUCCAAGAAGGGUCCCGCGGAGGUCACCAGUUAGAAAGUCUAGAAAGUCGAGGUCAUCUUCAUCAUCUCGUAGUCGUUCUCGGAGUCCUCCUCUGAGGAAGCGUCCUGUUCGUCGCUCUCACUCAUCAGACAGAGGUAAAAGCCGCUCUCGAAGCCGAGGAAGACAAACCAGGGACAGGAGACGCAGCCCAAGUAGGGAAAGGCGUAGACCAUCACCACGGCGCCCUUCACCCCGUCGACCCUCACCAAGACGACGUCGAAGAAGUCGCUCCCUAUCCCAUCGUAGGAAAUCAAGAUCUAUCAGCCGAUCAAGAAGAAGUAGAAGCCCGCUUCGUCGUCGUCGCUCCCCCGUGCGUAGUCGAUCGCGUGAUAGAGGGCGGAAAUCACCUCCACGCCGCGACCGUAACCGCCGCAACCGCAGGUCAUACUCUCGCUCCGCGUCGCGAUCAAACUCCAGCAGGUCAAGGAGCCGCAGUGCUGCACGGCGUAAGAGGAGUCGAUCAUACAGCCACAGCAGCAGUCGCAGUAGUUACUCCAGCAGGAGUUAUUCCAGUGGUAGGAGUUGAGUCAAGGGCUGCAUUGGUCCCCAGGGCCAAAUUUCAUAGAGCUGCUUUACCCUUUUAGAGACCAUAGUGGCCACAAGCGGCUUGAACAGAAAUGCCCUUAGCGGCCACGAACGGCCGCAACUUUUGAUCUCCAAUUACAUUAAGAGGUCAAAGAAAAGAUAAUAUUUGGAUAUGAAAUUUGUUAAUGUAUGUUAGCAUAGUAUCCCAAUUUCUAAACACAAAACUUAAUUAUCUGUUUCAUGUUGUUUUUAGUGACAUUUUUACUGACAAAAUUUGAUGAAAUGAACAACAUUAACAAUGUCAGGGCAUUUGUGAUGAUUAUACAGAAGUGAAUGGUUUCUUAAAGGUUAACAAAAAAAGAAGCUAAACAUAACAAAAUUAUG